UGUUUGUGCUUUUGUGUCACAGAGCUCUGAGAGAUGGCUUUCUGGGUGAUGGUCCUAUGUGCCGUCCUGGCAUGCAUAUUGGGGGGGCUCUAUCUGGUGGGGGCGUUGCGCCAGAGGAGAGCCCAAGAGCCCCCUUUAGAUAAAGGCCUCAUUCCGUGGCUAGGACAUGCACUGCACUACCGAAAGGACGGCGUUGCCUUCUUGCAAAGGAUGCAGAAGAAGCAUGGGGACAUCUUCACGGUACUGCUUGGGGGAUACUAUUUCACCUUUGUGAUGGACCCCCUCUCCUAUGGAGCUAUUAUGAAGGAAGCAGGAACCAAACUGGAUUUCACUUUAUAUGUAACACAAAUUGUGGAGCAAGUGUUUGGGUUUCAGCAUUCAGAAAUGACUCAUAAGGUACUAGAGGCAGUCAACUCAAAGCACCUCAGGGGCGAUGGGCUCAUGGUGAUGACCCAAGCCAUGAUGGACAGCUUGCAUAGAGUGAUGCGCCAUAGCCUGAGUUCAGCAGGAGGGCAGAAUUCCUGGAAACAGGAGGGAUUAUUCCACUUCAGCUACAACAUGGUCUUUAGGGCCGGAUAUCUUGCUGUGUUUGGAAAUACAACCAGCAAAGGUGAAAAGAACAAAGAAGAUGCUGAGAGGAGUGGCUUAGCUGACUCUGAAGAUUUAUUUGCAGAGUUUUGCAAAUUUGAUAAUUUUUUCCCGGGAUUAGCUUCUUCUAUGCUGUCUCCCAGAGAUAAAAUGGAAGCAGAGUCUCUGAAGAGACACUUCUGGAACAUCACGUCUGUAAAGGAAGUAUAUAAGAAGGAAAAUGUCAGUGGCUGGAUAACUGACCCAAAACAUCUGGAUGAGGCUGGGAUGCCUGAAUACAUGCAGGGGCGGUUUCUUUUCACGUUGCUCUGGGCUCUUCAAGCUAAUUCUGGACCAGCUUCCUUCUGGCUUCUUGCCUACCUGAUGAAAAAUCCCAAGGCGAUGGAUGAGGUGAGGAAGGAAGUGGACAGAGUGGUGGGAGAAUCUGGCCAGGAAGUGAGGGCAGGGGGUGCAGUGCUUAAUAUCACCAAGGAGAUGUUAGACAAGACCCCCAUCUUGGACAGUGCUGUGGAAGAGACUUUGAGACUGGCCACAACACCACUGGUGAUCAGGGUUGUGAUGGUGGAUCUAGAAAUCCAGAUGAACGAUGGGAGAAAAUAUCUUCUGCACAAAGGAGACAGAGUUGCAAUUUUCCCCUUUGUAGCAGCACAUGUGGAUCCAGAAAUCCACCCAGAUCCCCAUGUUUUCAAAUAUGACCGGUUCCUCAGCCUAGACGGCACAAAAAAGAAAUUCUAUAAGAAUGGGGAAAAGGUGAAAUAUUUCUCCAUGCCUUGGGGUGCAGGGGCCAUGUGCCCUGGGCGUUUCUUUGCUACCAAUGAGCUAAAACUCUUUGCCUUCCUGAUGCUGACAUACUUUGAUAUGCAGCUGGUUAACGUGGAGGAGGAAAUCCCUCCCGUAAUCAAGAACCGCUGUGGGUUUGGUGUAAUGCAGCCCACACACGAUGUUCAGUUCAGGUACCGACUUCGCCACUGAAGGUAGGAGGCAGAGGAAGCAACCUGCUAUCACGUGCCUGUCAAUCUUCAGGCUAAA
This is a messenger RNA of Podarcis raffonei (Aeolian wall lizard), 1617 nucleotides long. Its product is annotated as 5-beta-cholestane-3-alpha,7-alpha-diol 12-alpha-hydroxylase-like. The record is from RefSeq and is a predicted model, not a curated record. Lineage: Eukaryota; Metazoa; Chordata; Lepidosauria; Squamata; Lacertidae. Gene Ontology annotation, molecular function: sterol 12-alpha-hydroxylase activity; heme binding; iron ion binding.